AUGUCAUCAUUCCCUCUUUCAAGUCUGUCGCCCAUCGCCCACCGCAGCAUCAUCUCUAUAACCCAAACCAGCUCUCCCAACAUAGCAAGCAAGGUCAUGUCCAGCGCCAUGUCAUCCUCUGCUUCUGGCGACAUGUUUCGUUCGUACGAGAGCCGCAUCCAGUACGAUUCACCACCAAGGAGCUGCGCCCCUACACCUCAUAUAGCCCCAGCAUCAAUGUCCAGCUCCUUUAGCGUGCUGCAUUCCCUGGAAAUACCAGAUCUUUGGCUUCCCGCCGCCAAUCCCAUGUCUCACCACGAUACCCACAGUAGCACGAAUCUGCUACCGGCAUUUCCUUCGUGGAACACACCCCUACUGGAGGCGAAGCCGAUAGAUAACUCGACUCUUGACUUUCAUGAAUUGGUGCUUCCUGAGACCGGCGCUGCAAAUGUUGAUUUCUCUAUGACCGGAUUAAUGAACGCAACUAUCGAGACAAACCUUCACCAUACUUCAGCUGCUCCUUCCAAUGACCACCCAAAUUUGCUCUUGGAUGACGCGCACCGGUCUACUCCUUCUGCUGCCCCUCGUGAGCAUUCACCCUCUCACCGUUUAUGCCACCAACGGGCUCCAUCGCCGAAACAAUGCUCACGGUGGAAGGAGAGCGCCGAGAGGCCCAUCUGGAGUGACGCCUCGUCGUCCCAGGAGGAAGAGGAAGAGCGCCUGCUCGAAAGGCGGCGGCGAAACAAAUUUGCUGCCCAGCGAUUACGACAGCGGAAAAUGGAUCAACUAGGUAGCCUCGAGUCACGGAUUUACGACCAGCAGUGGCAUCCUCUACCUUUUAUAAAGUCUAGUAAUGUCCUCGCGGCUAAGAAAAGCCUGAAGGAUAAGUCUGACAUUGAGGAUGACGAUGAAGAAGUUGUUGAGGAUGCUAAAGAAGAGGACGAAGAAGAGCUUGACUCGAAGAAAGACAAGUAUGUCAAGGUACCUAAAGCCAAAGGAGACGCCAAAGGCAAGGCCGCCAAAGCCAAAAAGACGAAGGGAGAUGAUAACGAAGAAGAUGAGAAGGCGAACAAGGGCCGGAAGGGGAAGGCCAAAGCGAAAUAA
Molecule: messenger RNA, 1083 nt
Organism: Talaromyces atroroseus
Lineage: Eukaryota; Fungi; Ascomycota; Eurotiomycetes; Eurotiales; Trichocomaceae
Exons: 2
Coding region: 1-1083 (360 amino acids)
Biological process (GO): regulation of DNA-templated transcription
Molecular function (GO): DNA-binding transcription factor activity
Source: RefSeq, a predicted model, not a curated record